AUGAUAGCCAAUCCAUUCUCAUUCCGGACCGGGCCUGUUACUUUCUGGACCACUGUCACCUAUCUGGCCCUCCUUAUUCCCAUCAUCGUCAUCAACGAGGCCACCCCUCCAGCACCGCGUGAGCCCUCCCCAGUUGCUGGCGUCAACCUCACCCAAGCUUGGCUCGACCUCUCCACUAUCACUCGGGCAUACCACCCAUACAAUAGCCGAUACAAUGAGGUUGUCCGGGACUUCCUUCUGGAACGCAUCCGCUCUAUCCUGGCCGAGAAUGGUGUAGCCUGGACAACGGACCGCUCUGGCCAGAGUAGCCAAGAUGCUGCCGUCACAGUGUUCGACGACAUGACAUCGAAUUGCACGUUUCUCAUGGCCACGAGCAUAGUCCCUGAUCCGAACGCCGCCCAGGUGGCUGCUUACUUUGAGGGCACCAAUAUCCUUGUGUACAUCAGGGGUAAAGCCGAUGAUCAGGGAAGCUGGUGGGAUUCCUAUGGCGUUGAUGAAGCUCGGCGCAACCGGAAUGUCCUGACGCUAGUCAACGCACAUUACGACUCUGUCUCUACAGGAUAUGGCGCCACAGAUGAUGGCAUGGGUGUCGUCACUUGCUUACAGCUGGUUCAGUACUUUACUCAUCAUGGCCAUCAGCCUGAGAGGGGCAUCGUGAUCAUGUUCAACAAUGGAGAGGAGGAUUAUCUUUACGGCGCCAGAGCGCUCGGCCAGCAUCCUUUGAUGCCGUACAUCCACACCUUCUUGAAUCUCGAAGGAGCCGGCGCCGGAGGCCGAGCCAAUCUUUUCCGCACCACUGACCGUGAGGUGACCGCCGCCUAUGCGGGGACAUCAGACCCCUUCGGAACCGUCAUCGGCUCCGACGCAUUUGGCCUCGGCUUCAUCAGGAGCGGCACCGACUACUCAGUGCUCCAUGACGUGUACGGCCAGCGGGGACUCGAUCUGGCCUUCUUCAAACCCCGUGCAAGAUAUCAUACCAACCAGGACGAUGCGAAGCACGCGUCCAAAGGCAGCCUUUGGCAUAUGCUUUCGGCCUCCAUACACACUGCAACGCGGCUAUCCAGCGACACCGGGGAAACUUUCAUCGGUCCUAGGCCGGAUAGAGCGCCUGGAAAGGUUCAUAACGGCAGCCCGAGCGAUGGAGUGUGGUUUGACCUCUUCGGCAAGGGGUUUGUGCUAUUUGGUCUGCGGGGUCUGUUCGCUUGGUCGCUCACGGUACUGGUUGCCACCCCCUUGAUACUGGUUCUGGUCACAUAUAUUCUCCACAGAUUGGACCGGUAUUACCUCUUCAGCUCGAGCAUCAAGACAAGCUAUGGGGAACCCGACAAUGAGCCCGUGUCGAUUGGUGGAUGGAAAGGGUUCUUCCGCUUCCCUUUUGCUCUGGUCGUCGCCGGAGCCCUCACUCUUGGAGCAGCUUUCUUGAUGCGGAAGGUGAACCCCUUCAUUAUCUACAGCAGCCGAUAUUCCGUCUUGGCCAUGAUGCUCUCGCUAUUCUACUUCGCCUUCUGGGCCGUCAUGCGAGGUGCCAGCUCUGUAAGGCCAAGCGCACUUCACCGUGGCUACGUCAGUAUUUGGUUGUUCAUCUUGGGAUGGGCUGCUCUCGUUGCUGUCACCGUAGCCGAGGACCGAUUUAGGAUCAGCGCUGGGUAUAUGUUUGUCUUCCUAGAGUCGGCCGUGUUUCUAUCCACUUUUAUUGCACUUUGCGACUUGUUCGCAUUGCCGAAGAAGGUGGCCUGGGCGCAACGAGUCCGAGAGGAUCAAGAGGCAAGGGAAUUCGUUCAGGAUCGCGGUCGCUCGCCAAUGCUUCGCCAGAGAUCUCCAGUGCCUCCGGGUACGAGAGGGUCAAACGCUUCUGCCUCUGUCUCAGCCUCUGCCCAAGGUCCCCACAAUGCCGACCACGGUGACCAGGACGACGACUCGAACACAGAGGCGCCAACAGAACGGACACCGCUCGUGGGCGUGAAUGCUACUAGCGAGCCUCCCCGCACGACGUUCGCCACGAGAUACCGACGCUCCAUAUCGGCCCUGGUGAGUAGUGCUCGCGGAUCCAGCGACGCUGAAGCCGAGCCAUAUGAGCACGAGCAGGCCUGGUCUGGGCGCUUGCUCUCAUGGACGUGGUUCCCGCAGUUUCUGCUGCUCGGCCCCUUCUUCAUUAUUCUGGUUGGGCAGACCUGUCUGAUGCUCGUCGAUGCAAUCCAUCAGACUGGCGCAGAUGGCAGCAGCCUCCUCCUUCCCUACAUUAUUGUUUUCUUAAUGACCGUUCUGCUCUUCCUUCCCGUGACCCCAUUUAUCCAUCGUGUCAGCCAUCACAUACCCGUCAUUCUUUUUGCCGUUUUCGUUGCCACCUUGAUGUACAACCUUGCCGCCUUCCCCUUCUCGGAUGGCAACCGAUACAAGGCCUAUUUCGUGCAACGGCUUGACCUUGACAGCGGCGAGAACCACGUGUGCUACUCAGGCGUCGAAGAAUACCUGCGCCGUAUGCUUGCUGAGAUCCCCUCAGCUUCUGGCCAGGAGCUCUCCUGCAGCGAGUCAAAGAGGCCGGGUCUCGUCAGCUGCUGUUACGACGGCUCGGGAGUGCCGCCCAACCUGGUGGACUCUUCCGGGGAAGCCAGCCACAGCAGCAGCCUUGUGACUAUCAACGCCACGCGCACGGCCGAGAACCGCGCUCGAAUUGAGGUCAGCGCCAACAAUACCAAGGCGUGCUUUUUGGAGUUUGAACGGCCCGUCUCGGCGCUUCACGUCCACGGCAGCUCUGGAUGGGAUGGCAGGUUUGGGCAGUUCCCUGAGAGUGGCGUCAAGACUCUCAGGCUUUGGCAUAGGUCGUGGAAUGAACCCUGGGUGGUGGAUAUUGAGUGGCCAGGUGAUAAGAGUAAUGAUGGUGUUGUUCACGGCUCGGGGGAAAGUGAAGGGCUGAAGUUGCGGGACCCCGGUUCUGUUUUUCACGGGGCUGCCGUAUGCAUGUGGAGCGAUGCUAAUGUUCCUGGUAUGAUACCCGCGCUGGAUGAAGCGCUCAUGUUCUCGCCUACGUGGUCGGCCAUUACAAAGUUUGCGGAGGGAUUGGUGGAGGGGAGGAAGGGCUUCUCGGUAUGA
This is a messenger RNA of Canariomyces notabilis, 3090 nucleotides long. RefSeq lists its product as uncharacterized. Gene Ontology annotation, biological process: proteolysis. The record is from RefSeq and is a predicted model, not a curated record. The transcript has 4 exons. NCBI's taxonomy places the organism in Eukaryota, Fungi, Ascomycota, Sordariomycetes, Sordariales, Chaetomiaceae. Bases 1 to 3090 code for a protein of 1029 amino acids. Gene Ontology annotation, molecular function: metalloexopeptidase activity.